Messenger RNA from Sinocyclocheilus anshuiensis, 5993 nucleotides. RefSeq names its product protein unc-13 homolog C-like. Gene Ontology annotation, molecular function: phospholipid binding; syntaxin-1 binding; calcium ion binding. The transcript has 20 exons. Lineage: Eukaryota; Metazoa; Chordata; Actinopteri; Cypriniformes; Cyprinidae. The annotation marks the transcript as partial. Gene Ontology annotation, biological process: synaptic vesicle priming; dense core granule priming; presynaptic dense core vesicle exocytosis. The record is from RefSeq and is a predicted model, not a curated record. Gene Ontology annotation, cellular component: plasma membrane; synaptic vesicle membrane; terminal bouton.
GCGAGAGAGAGGCUCAGGGCUGCACUCCUCCAAGGGCUUCUCGUACUCUCUCUAUUCACACACGCGCAUCCCGUGCAUCCAGACAGGGGGCUUUCACCGUCCCAGACACACCGUCUGCUGCGACUUUUGUCUGGGAGAGCCGGACAGAGAGGAGGGAUUUUACCCAGGAUCCUUCCGUGAUUUGCAACAGCAUGCGCCCGCCGAGCCAGACUUCAUCCCAAGGUUGAGCGGAGCGCUGCAGCAGGCGACGAGGGAGGAAUGGAUCGCAGAGAGAGCAGCACUUGGAACUGAGGGCUCGCUUUGUGCUUUGCGUCGUCGGAGGAUGCUUUGGGCAUCGCGGCAGGACGUUUAAGAGUACGGCGGAUGCUAGUGGAUGGAUUUUUUAUGCUGUCGGAAAGGGUUGUGAUUCAGAGACAUGAGGCCUUUUCUGAAGAACACCCUUGAAUAUUUCCCUCACUGAGGAUGUGCGAUGAUUUCUGCUCGGCACAACCGCACCUGAGGUCACUUCUUCUCUAGACCGUCUAUUAUACCUCAGGGCUGACUUUCAAAACUCUAAGUGACUGUGUGCUGUGUGCUUAAGUGUCUGUGUGCUUCGCUGGAUUUGAGACCAGUUUUGCUUCACUGCGUCCGGCGUGCAAAACUGCUGAAACAUCGCCCUCCAUGGUUUCUGCUCAUUUCAAGAAGCUAUCAUCUUACAUCGUAAAGAUUUGCAAAGGAAUGUUUACAAAGAAACUGGCAAAUACCACAAAGAAGAAAGAGAGUAGUGAAAACAAAAAAGAACCCAAAACGUACCCCGAUGCAUGGAACCCGACGUUCUCAACCACACUGAAAAGCACAGUUAAAAAGAUCUCCAAAUGCUCGUCGGCACGCAAUAUAUCCCUUGAGGAGGAUGACGGAAAAAACGACUGUUCUUCUCUCUCGCCAACUUUCAGUUACCGUGUAGCAAUUGCCAAUGGGCUUCCAAAAAAUGCCCUCUUUCUGAACAAUAAUGAGUUUCAUGAGGUCUUGUCAAUUGAUAGCUAUUACUCCGACUCUCUAAACGAGGCAAAACUUGUCCAUAGAUUUGAUGAACAAAAAGCUUAUACAAUGCCAGUAAGACGGAACAGGAAGAGUUUGAUUAGUUUAGCGCCCUCCGAUGGCAGCUCGGAGGGGGAGCGGGGAGAGCGCAGCAGUCUCCACACCCUUCGAUUGGGCGCUCUGAAAAAACUGAGGAAAUGGAAGAAGAGCCAAGAAUGUGUGUCCUCGGACUCAGAGGCCAGCAACUGGAGAAAGACUCUUGGCAUCAGAAGCAAAUCUCUGGACCGGGCUGGCCGACACCAGAAAACCACUACCCUGGAGCCGGGAUCCAGCUCGACGGGAUGCAUCAGUCAGACUCAGGACGUGAUGGAGAUGAUCUUCAAAGAACUUCAGGGAAUCAGUCAGAUCGAGUCCGAGCUCUCAGAACUGCGAGGGCACGUUAACGCCCUCAAAAGCUCCAUUGACGAGAUCUCCAGCAGCGUGGAGGUGGUGCAGAGUGAAAUCGAGCAGCUCCGUUCGGGUUUUGUGCAGUCCAGACGCGAGACUCGAGAUAUCCACGAUUACAUCAGACAGAUUAGCCAACAGACCAACAAAGCUACUCUGAGAUUUCUAAAUGUGCCUGAGGAGAAGUACGAAAAAACGGAAGACCUUAUUUAUCAGAUCCUGAAAGAGAAAAUGGGCUUCGCUGAAGCAUGCAAGACAUUUAAAAUUGAACUGGCCCAUCGAAUAGGCCAACAAAGAGAAUGUUACAAUGCUAAACCUCGACCAAUUGUAGUUAUAUUUUCAAGCCCCCAAGACAGGGAUUUAGUUUUGAAAAAGUGUUAUAAGCUAAAAGGGACUGGGAUAUCCAUUUCGACAGAUAGUCUAGCACACGAUUCGAAAGAAAAGAGAGACAAGCCAAUGGUUUUCUCUCAGACGUACGAAAGCAUGGACAUCAAGGUCUCAGCCAAAGACAAAGCCGAAAGUGAUGACUGGGACUCCAUGGAAAGCGACAAAGAGCUUGAUGAAUUAAACAAGAACAAAUAUGCAAUUGUGUCCAAACCACCUCCAAAAAGUAAAUCAGACAAGAAAAAGUCUCACGAUCACCGAAGGAUGGCCGAUGAUGCUGCGUACUCUGUGCACUAUGCCGAUAGCACAGCCUACGAUGACCACGACAAGCAAAGCAAGUCCUACUAUUCUGACAUAACACCUGGAUGGCUCUCUCAGAGCGACUACUCCACUCCCAAACUCAGCCGGUCUGAAUCGGACUGCUCCAAACUUUGCCAGUCUUACUCCGAGGACUUCUCUGAGAGUCAGUAUUUCAGCAGAGUCAACGGCUGCUCCUUGCUCUCCUCCUCAGAUCAGGAACUUUGGCAACGGAAGCAAGAAGACAUGGCAUCCUCCUGGUACGCCAGUCCCCCCAGUCAAACUCUGAACCAAGAACGACCUUAUGCGGAACAUAAUGAAGUUGAAACCACAGAGACUAUUGACAGUGGUGUAAGUAAUGGUCUUGUUUGUAUAUCAGGGGACAGGAGCCAUUACAGCGGCUCUCAGCUGUCACUGCAGGGUGACCUUUCACCAUGGAAAGACUGGCAUCACCUUGAACAAGGUGCUGAUUCAGGUUUGGACGCCUCCACUGAACAGAACAUAAUCUCUGAAAUCAGUAGCCCCUUUGACCCUGCAGCUAACCCUGGUUUCCCUGAGAAAAUAACUAAAUGCCUCGAGGUUGAUUUGCAAUUUGAAGGCGAGACCUUUUUGACACUAGAUAGCACUCCUGACACGGGCCAAGAUCAAGAUAUAGAUAUAGAACCUGAAUUUUUAGAACCUGAGCCAGAACCAGAACAAAUGCCACAGCCAGAACCAGAACCAGAACUGGAGCCAGAACCAGAGCCAGAGGCUGUGAUUGAACCCAUACCAGAACCAGUACUUAAACCUGCAGCGGAACCGCAACCCGAAAAGAAGCCCAAGACCAAGAAGAUCCAAGCUAAGCCUGAAUCAGCUCCACAAACUUUGCAGCGACAUGAUGUGAACCACCUCCAGCACAGCCAGAAAUCUUCCUCCAUGUACCGGAGCCAGAGUGAGAUCAGAAGUGAGAAAGUGGAGGAAGUCCCCAAAUCCUGGAGUAGCAGGCUCAGCAUAGACCUCAGCGAAAAAACCUUCAGCUUUGGAGGAUUUGGAUCCACCCUGCAAAGAGCAAAGUCAGCUUUGGAUUUUGUGUGGAAUAAAGGCUCCCAAAGCACUAGCGCCCCGGUUGAAGAACCGAGCAACACCUCAUUCAUGGGUAGGUUCAGGACCAUGUCCCAGUCCACAGCGAACAGCUCCAGCACAACCAUUGACUCGGAUGUCUACACAGAUCCUUUCUAUUACAAGGCAGAAGAGGAAGAACAACCUGCUGAACAACCUGUGGACAAUGAGACACAUUACGUUGAGGUGAUGGAACAAGUCCUAGCCAAUCUGGAAAACAGAACAAACACAAACGAGACUGAGGAACAGAACCAAGAUGAGGAAUACGACGUCUCGCAAGAGUAUGACAUCUCACAAGAGGGUAACCUCGUGCUAGAAUAUGACUGCAGCCUUGAUGAGCAAUAUGAUGAGGAAUACAGUGAGGAGUAUGACGACAAUCCCAUGACCGAAGACACGGCGGAGUAUGAGGUGAGUUUGGUGGAUUACGUGGAAGAAACCGAGGAACCGGAAGCAGAGGCCGAGGAACAGGAGGAGAGUAAGGAGGAGGUGCAGGAAGAUCAAGAAAUAUCAGAAACGAAGGGAGCAGAUGAGGUAAAAAAGACUGUAGAACAAGAGGAUGAGAACAAAAAUGUUACAGAGGUUCCCGUGCAAGAAGCACCACCCAAAAAAAGGAUACGUCCCACCUUCAAAGAGGUGGCGCUGAGAGCUUACCGGAAGCAGAUGGCUGAGUUGGAACAGCAGAUCCUGGCAGGAGACAGCACUGCUCUGGACACCGAGGGCCUUGCCAACAUCCUGGACCCAGCCAAACUGGGGCUGAGCGGCGGAGGGGUUGGCAGUAUACUGUACGGCAUUGACAGCAUGCCAGAUUUACGUCGCAAGAGGACCAUGCCUAUUGUCCGAGACCUGGCUUUGACAUUGGCUGCUCGAAAGGCAGGCAUUGCGUUUGGGCUGGUGAACAGAACGACUCUGAACAACGAGGAGCUGAAACUGCACGUGCUCAGAAAGACCCUGCAAGCGUUGAUCUAUCCCAUCUCCUCCACCACGCCCCAUAAUUUUGAGGUUUGGACGGCCACGGCACCCACCUACUGUCACGAGUGUGAGGGUCUGCUGUGGGGCAUCGCCCGGCAGGGCAUGCGCUGCACCGAAUGCGGGGUCAAAUGCCACGAGAAAUGCCAGGACCUCCUGAACGCAGACUGUCUGCAACGUGCUGUGGAGAAGAGCUCAAAACAUGGAGCCGAAGACAAAACCCAAAACAUCAUCAUGGCUAUGAAGGAGCGGAUGAAGAUCAGGGAGAAGAACCGGCCCGAGGUGUUCGAGGUGAUCCAGGAGAUGUUUCAGCUCUCGAAGGAAGAUUGCAACACUCACCUGAAGACGGCCAAACAGGCUGUGCUGGAGGGAACGUCCAAGUGGUCUGCUAAAAUCACCAUCACAGUUGUAUGUGCUCAAGGUUUGCAAGCCAAAGACAAGACGGGCUCCAGCGACCCCUACGUCACUGUACAAGUGGGAAAGACCAAACGCAGGACCAAAACCGUUUUUGGCAAUCUCAACCCAGUCUGGGAGGAGAAGUUCUUCUUUGAGUGUCAUAACGCCACAGACCGUAUUAAGGUCCGUGUGUGGGAUGAAGACGACGACAUAAAGUCCAGGGUGAAGCAGCACUUUAAGAAGGAAUCUGAUGAUUUUCUGGGUCAGACCAUCAUCGAGGUGCGCAUGCUGAGCGGGGAGAUGGACGUCUGGUAUAAUCUCGAGAAGCGGACGGAUAAGUCGAUGGUGUCGGGGGCCAUCAGGCUGAAGAUCAGCGUGGAGAUGAAGGGAGAAGAGAAGGUGGCUCCUCCUCACGGACAGUACACAUGUUUACACGAGAAUCUCUUCCACUACCUGACGGAGGUGAAGAACAGCGGAGUCGUGAAGAUCCCCGAGGUCAAAGGUGACGAUGCCUGGAAGGUUUACUUCGACGACGUGUCGCAGGAGAUCGUGGAUGAGUUUGCCAUGCGUUUCGGUGUGGAGUCCAUCUACCAGGCCAUGACGCAUUUCUCAUGUCUCUCAUCCAAGUACAUGUGUCCCGGCGUUCCUGCGGUGAUGAGUAACCUGCUUGCCAACAUCAACGCCUACUUCGCUCACACAACAACGGCAAACACCAACAUCUCCGCCUCCGACCGAUUCGCAGCAUCCAACUUUCGGAGAGAAAAGUUCGUCAAACUCUUGGAUCAGCUUCACAACUCUCUGCGCAUCGACCUCUCCAAGUAUCGGGAUAAUUUCCCUGCUGGGAAUCCAGAGAGACUCCAGGACUUGAAAUCAACCGUCGACCUGCUGACGAGCAUCACCUUCUUCAGGAUGAAGGUGCAGGAGCUGCAGAAUCCUCCCAGAGCCAGUAUGGUGGUUAAAGACUGUGUGAAGGCCUGUCUGGACUCCACCUACAAAUACAUCUUUGACAACUGCCAUGAGCUCUAUAACCAGCUGCUGGACCAGGCUAAGAAGCAGGAUCUGCCGCGUGAGGAACAGGGUCCGUCCAUCAAGAAUCUGGACUUCUGGCCCAAACUGAUCACGCUGAUGGUGUCUGUUAUUGAUGAAGACAGAACGGCCUACACACCCAUCAUUAACCAGUUCCCUCAAGAGCUGAAUAUGGGCAGAAUCAGUGCUGAAAUCAUGUGGAACCUCUUUGCCAUGGAUAUGAAGUACGCAAUGGAGGAACACGACAAGCAUCGUCUAUGCAAGAGCACAGAGUACAUGAAUUUGCACUUCAAAGUCAAAUGGUUCCACAACGAGUACGUCCGAGACCUGCCUGCCUUUAAGGGAAUUCCUCCAGAGUAUUCACU